Molecule: messenger RNA, 1419 nt
Organism: Rattus rattus (black rat)
Lineage: Eukaryota; Metazoa; Chordata; Mammalia; Rodentia; Muridae
Product: POTE ankyrin domain family member A-like
Exons: 14
Coding region: 1-1419 (472 amino acids)
Molecular function (GO): protein binding
Source: RefSeq, a predicted model, not a curated record
AUGUCUUUUUCCAUGAAGAAGAUCUUUGGUGCUAAGGAAAAGACACCCUUGGGUUUCUGCGAUGCCCCACAAAUGACGGUCUCUGAGUUUUUCUUUGGUGACAAUCCAAACUAUCCGAAAUAUCAUACAACAUACAGACCCCUGGGGCAUAUCCACCGGGUUGCAGCGGAGGGUGAUGCAGCCCAGAUGGAGAUUCUCAUCACGCUUGGACAGUGCAGCGUGUCCGAUAGAGACCGCAAGGACAGGACAGCUUUGCAUUUUGCCUGUGUUUAUGGCCGGCUACCAGUAGUGACUGUUCUAGUGAACAAUAAUUGUGAGAUCGAUGCCUUUGACAAGAACCACAUCACACCUCUCAUAAAGUCUGUCCAGUGCUGGAAGCAGAAAUGCGCGACCCUGCUGCUGGAGCACGGUGCUGAUCCGAAUGUUAUUGACAGCAGUGGCAACAGUGCCUUGCACUACGCUGUGUACAACGGGCAUGAGGAGAUGGUGGCCCUACUGCUUCAAUACAACGCCAAUAUUGAGCAAAAAACCAAGGAUGGCUUCACACCACUGCUGCUGGCACUCAGAGAGAAGAGGGUGGAGGUAGCAGAGCUUUUAGUAAGAAUGGGAGCCGAUGUCCAUGUUGUAGAUGAACUGCAAAGAAACACCCUGAUAUACGCUAUAAGAUGUGGGUCAAAAGAUCUGGCUGUAUCACUCCUCAAGAAAGGUAUCGAUUUCUUCUACAAGGAUGUCUUCGGAUGGACGGCCCUGCGCUACGCUAUCGAGGGCCACUGUACUUUUAGACAGACACUUCUGGAUUUUGAGGAAAAUCUACACAGCAAAAAAGAAAACGAACCAGAACUAGAAGAACCCAAUCCCUCCUGCAUUUUAGCAGAGCAAGUAGAUGCUGGCGAUGACUCAUUAGCCAGGGUCUCCAGCUGUCUUAGUCCCGUGACUCCCGUGCUCGCACUGAAGGACGAGGAGAACAGUCGUCAUACCGGGAGUAACUCAGACAGCGAGCCUCCUAAUUGUUCUGGCAAUUCACCAGCGGCUACAGACAAAAUAUUUGGAAACAGAGGAAAAAGAACUGUGGAAGCAUGGGUUGAGAAAGAUCCCUCUUCAAAGUCUGCCACUGAAGCGAGAGACUCUGUCACAAAUGAAGCUGUAGAGAGGAUAGAGCUCUUUACAUCCACCUCAGAGUUAGAAUUGAUGUCAAUAGAAGAAGACAUAUCUGAUGAAAGUGAAAAUGACCAGCCUUUGAGUGAAUUGGAGCAUCUUCCACAGAUAAAAGUUGGACACUUAUCUGGUGCAGGAUAUCAAGUGGAAAAAAUUAAUAUAAAUGGACAAAUGAAAGGUAGGACUAGCAUUUUAUUAAAGAUUUAUGUGUUCACUUAUUUACCCAAAACAGGUCACUGUCACAUGACACUAAAAUAUUAUUGA